Messenger RNA from Manis pentadactyla (Chinese pangolin), 2000 nucleotides. RefSeq names its product chromosome 3 C9orf43 homolog (gene C3H9orf43). The transcript is spliced from 14 exons. Bases 300 to 1736 code for a protein of 478 amino acids. The record is from RefSeq and is a predicted model, not a curated record. NCBI's taxonomy places the organism in Eukaryota, Metazoa, Chordata, Mammalia, Pholidota, Manidae.
CAGCGGAAACAUGACUCUGAGGGCGGUUUCUCCCGUUUUCUCUUUUCCGGAGUGAAGGAGGGACUCUGUUUCCUGCUGUGUCGGAGCUGAUGUCAACUUUCUAAUCUUUUCACCCUUUCUAACUCUGUAAUAAUUGUAUUAAGAAUAACUCUUAAGUAGAAUUUUUUAACGCAAUCUACUUGCGAGCACAGCGGUAAUGAUGGCUAGAGAUGGGCGUGACUAGACCUCGGGGCUCAACCCGGGCAGGUCAGAAGGCUGGAAAGCUUCAAGAUUGGCUUUUGUCCUGAACCACUAUAGCCAUGGACUUGCCAGAUGAAAGCCAGUGGGAUGAAACCACUUGUGACUUGGCUGUUUGUCAGCAUCCACAAUGUUGGGCAACUAUUCGCCGGAUUGAGAGGGGCCACCCUCGAAUCCUGGGCACCCCUUGUAAAACUCCUCUGGAUGCUGAAGUCAAACUCCCAGUGCUCACCAUUGUAAACAUCUCAAAUUCCUGCUUCCAGGCCAAGAGACCUGCUCAUCAUCAUUUAUCAGGAUUUUCCUUCACCAAGUCUCGCUCUUUAUUGUCUCGAGGUUCAAAGUUUGACUCCAAAUUUCAAGGCAGGCCUCAGAAGGAUUUACCUGAAAAAAAUAUAAUCAACUGUACUAAUAGAUCUCCUAAACUUUCAGUGCUGAAUUUGAAUGAGACACAACUUCCCUGCCCUCAGGAUGUUAGAAAUACUGUUGUAAUCUGGAUCCCAGAAGAACCAGAGAAGCAUGUGAGUCCAGGUGAGAAGAAGCAUAUUGUUCCCAGCCAGGAUGGGAAGAAGAAAAGAAUGGAAUUUAUAGUGAAAGACAAGUCAUCUCUGGUUCUGCCCAGAAAGCAGAACACAGAAACGCCACGGAGACCUUCCUGGAUGCCUGCGCCUCCGCCUUCCCCAGUACACAUGUUCGAGCAACUACAUCCAGAAUCCAUACCUUUGUGGAACCACUUUGACGUGUUACCUCAGGUUCUGUUGAAGGACCUUUUGCCGGGUGAAGGGAAAACCAUGCCUUGUCUGAAGAUGAAGACACAACUGGCCAUGAUGAAAAAGAAACUUCCCCUGGGAAGGAGCCGACCUGACAGCGCCAUUUCUGCUAAGAUGCUUUUAUCUGUACACCGCCUCACCCUGCAAACACCAGCACUGAGAUACCCGGAGCAUGUGAGGAAAUUACAUUAUAACCCGAAUACAGAAGGUCGCAGGAAGCCGCAGCGGUGUCAGCUGCAGCAACAGAGGAAGGUGAAAACACCUGCUAAGAAACAGGAGACUAAAAAGAAAUCCAAGAGCGAUCCAGGGAGCCAGAACACUUUGCAUAAACGUUCAAGUGCCCUGGUUUAUGACCCAUGCCAUGGUCGCACAGCUCUCCCUGUUCGGGAAGGUGACAGGCAGCAGCGGAGGAGCACAGGAGGCCUCACCUUGAAACAGGAUUCCAAAGAGAGACCACAUAGGGACGACUCUGAGGACCACCUGGAUUCCUGUCCCACUGAGGAAAAUCCUGAAUUAUCCAUGACAGAACCCACCAAUGAGGGGGACAUCAGUGCUCAGAUGGAUGUUGUACUGGAAGCCGAAAAGGAGACCCCAAAGGACCAUUCAGCCAUUAUAUCUAGAGCCACCUGGAACCCUGAGCUCAAACUCCUGAGGAUUCUUCAGGCCACUCAUGAUGAGGACGAAGGGAACCAGACCUCUGGGUCACAGAGUGAAGAGUCCAUGGAGGCAUAGGCAGAAGACAUCACUGGGGCAGUCUUAUUCCAGAACAGGAUACUUGGAAUCCUGACACCUGUGACCCUGGACAUAAGGGCAUAAGGGAACUUCUCCCUGAAACCUUUAUCAGGGCCUGACCAUAGGGAUUCUGUAUUCUUCAUUCAUUUCUACUUGCCUCUAAAAUAAGUGAGGGAAAAAAGUCCCACCCUUUUUAAACUUAAAAUGUUUUUCUUCCAUCUGGGCCAGAAUAAUUUUGGGUGAUUAAACACAGCUGUUGCUUAA